Messenger RNA from Mytilus trossulus (common blue mussel), 1470 nucleotides. Its product is annotated as O(6)-methylguanine-induced apoptosis 2-like. Gene Ontology annotation, biological process: epigenetic programing of male pronucleus. Gene Ontology annotation, cellular component: male pronucleus; germinal vesicle; female pronucleus. Gene Ontology annotation, molecular function: chromatin binding; histone binding. The transcript has 9 exons. The coding region runs from base 83 to 1114 and encodes 343 amino acids. NCBI's taxonomy places the organism in Eukaryota, Metazoa, Mollusca, Bivalvia, Mytilida, Mytilidae. The record is from RefSeq and is a predicted model, not a curated record.
AUGAGUUCUAAGAAAUAACAUGAAAUUCCAUAUGGCGGAUAAAUAUCCGGUUGUAAGUUGUUAGGUCACAUAUUGUUUAGACAUGGCUGCUGCUGAUAGUAUCCGAGUUAUCGAUGAUGAUUAUGUGAAACGAGUUCACAGUCGAAAUCCUUCAGGCCAUUUACAUAAGGGUCAUGGAAUUGUUGCUGCAACUGCAUCAAUACCAAGUAGAUAUCAAACUAUUGUGACAGAUAAUGCAGAUAAAAGAGGGUUCUUAGGCCAAGCUAAACGCUUCCGUUUUGAUGAAGCAAUGACAGAUGCCCCUGGUCCUGGAAACUAUGUAAGACAUGAAACCAUGGAUAACAACAGUUCUUCUUUCUCUAAGAAAGGAACAGGAGGAUUUGCUUCAAAGAGUAAGCGAGGUAUAAAAUACUUCAUAACAGCAGCACCAGGACCUGGUGUUUAUGGUUUGCCUAGCAUGUUGGUCACAAGAAAAGAUUUCAAUAAAUCAGAGAACACCAGCAACUUCCAUAAACCUAUUGCUAAAAUCUCAGAUAAAGUGGAAAAGAAACCAGCACCAAAUACAUAUGAUGUUUUAAAUUCAAAAUUUGGAAAGACCAAUAAUGUCACAGCUGCAGCAGCAUUCAAAUCUCAGUCUAGAAGAGAUGUGAUCAAUGUCAACGCUUCUGCGAAUAAUCCAGCUCCUGGUCAUUAUGAUGUAAAUGAUUCCCUACUUCAUCAGAAUGUAAAAGUUCCAUUAUCAAGUUUUAAAUCAAAGUCAAAAAGACAGAUGGCACCAAGUCCUACUGCAGUACCUGGUCCAGGAGCAUAUAAACCACAUGAACCAAUAGAUCCAGCAAAAAAACAGUUAUUCCCGAGGAAACAUUAUUUAUGUAUAUCUGCCCCUGCUAUGCCAUUACCUGAUACUCCUCCACAACCAGGACCAGGAAGUUAUGAAACCGUUAAUUAUGAAGGACAACCCAAGCAUUACAUGUCAUCAUCUGCCUUUGUUUCUACCACAUGUCGAUGGACUGGUACAAACAAAGAAGGAGAACAACCAGGACCAGCUCAUUAUAGACCUAUCAACAUGGGAAGGCAAUCCUUUAUAUACAAUGCUGCUAGCAAAUGGAUAUAAAGGCAAGGAAAAAAUAAAUAUGUAUCAUGAGACUAUAAGCCAAAAGGUCUUCAAAGUAAAUUGGCUGAAAAAAUAUAAAUAAAACCAGAUCUAGAAUCAGAUGUGAAACAGAUUAUUAACAAAACUUAAUGCAGAAAGCCAUGUCUAAACAAGUUCUUUGCAUUGCUUAUAUUAAGCUGGUGGACAUUCCUGAGUUGUAUACUGUCAGAGCUGUGUGAGAGUCAGAAAAGAUGUAUGUAAAAGAAGUUUUGUUACAUUUUAAAAUGCUUUUGAUAGUUGAAAUGAUAUAUUAAUUUAUGUUUAUGAUAUUUUUACACUAUUAUAUUGAUUAAAAAAAACUUGAUUCAGUAUUAUCC